UUUUUGUCUUCAUCAAUGGAGCUUUUCAUUACAAUAUGUCUGGUAUUUCUUUAUUUCAUGUUCGUUUUCUUCAUUUACAAGCUGUUAUGGAGGACCCAAAGCUGUUACAUCGUAGCUUACGAGUGUUACAAGGCACCCGACGACAUGAAACUCGACACCGAAACGUGUGGGAACCUGGUUUUGAGGAACAAAAAUCUGGGUGUCGGAGAGUACAAGUUUCUGCUACAAGCAAUGGUGAAUGCAGGCAUCGGGGAAGAAACUUACGGUCCAAGAAACGUCAUCGAGGGCAGAGAAGAAUCCCCGAAUCUCUCCGAUGCUCUUUCGGAGAUCAACGAUAUCGUCUUUGGUACCCUCGACAAGCUGUUCGCUAAAACUGGAGUUUUGCCGUCGGAAAUCGAUGUACUUGUUGUUACCAUCUCGAUGAUUUCUUCAGUGCCGUCGAUACCAGCUCGAGUUAUCAAUAGGUACAAGAUGAGGGAGGAUGUUAAGGUUUUUAAUUUAUCGGGGAUGGGUUGUAGUGCGAGUGUUAUAGCCGUUGAUCUUGUGAACCAUUUGUUUCAAACAUAUAAGAACCAAUUCGCCAUUGUUGUGAGCUCGGAAUCAUUAAGCCCUAAUUGGUAUGUAGGCAAAGAAAGGUCCAUGAUGCUCCCUAAUAUUCUUUUUCGUAUAGGGGGUUGUUCUUUGCUUUUAACGAACAAAAGAGGGCUUAAACAUCGAGCCAUUUUGAAACUGAACCACUUGGUCCGAAGCCAUGUCGGUUCGAUCGACGAAGCGUAUGGUAGCUGCACUCGAAUCGAAGACGAUCAAGGCAACUGCGGUUUCUUCCUCACCAAAAACCUCCCGAAAGCUGCCGCUAAAGCGGUAUCGAUGAACCUUCGAGUUUUAGUACCUAAAAUGUUGCCAUUAAGGGAACUCAUUCGGUACUCAAUGGUAACCUAUUGGAGAAAUAAGUCCAAAACAUCGAGUCCGGAAUCCGGUUUGAACCUAAAAUCCGGAAUCGACUAUUUUUGUAUCCAUCCUGGCGGAAGAGCGGUGAUCGACGCAAUGGAACGAAGCUUAGGGCUAAAUGAAUACGACCUCGAACCGACUCGAAUGGCGCUUCAUCGAUUCGGAAAUACAUCGGCUGCCGGGUUAUGGUAUGUUUUGAGUUACAUGGAAGCUAAAAAAAGGCUAAAACAAGGGGAUAGAAUAUUGAUGAUAAGCCUUGGAGCUGGUUUCAAGUGCAAUAACUGUGUCUGGGAAGUAAUGAAGAACUUGGAUGAUGUUAAUGUGUGGGAAGAUUGUAUUGGUAGGUAUCCUUUAAAAUGUACUGCCAAUACUUCUUUCUUGGAAAAAUAUAGUUGGGUUAAUGAAUCUAGUCAUUAGGGUUUUUAGAAAAAAAUUUAACAAUUGAUUCAAAUAGGAGUAUUAAGUUUGGUUUCGAUCUAAUGUCAUUUAAUUUGAUUUCAUUCGGUUUGCGGAUCCUAAAUUUUUUUAAAAAAAUCUUAAUUAUAUGAUCUAAAUUGAAUUCAAUUUGAUUCAAUGAAAUUUGGUUUAGUUACUUUAAA
Gossypium arboreum is the source of this 1547-nucleotide messenger RNA. RefSeq names its product 3-ketoacyl-CoA synthase 19. Gene Ontology annotation, cellular component: membrane. Lineage: Eukaryota; Viridiplantae; Streptophyta; Magnoliopsida; Malvales; Malvaceae. The coding region runs from base 16 to 1365 and encodes 449 amino acids. Gene Ontology annotation, molecular function: acyltransferase activity, transferring groups other than amino-acyl groups. The record is from RefSeq and is a predicted model, not a curated record. The transcript has a single exon. Gene Ontology annotation, biological process: fatty acid biosynthetic process.